AUGAGAGUGCUCAGUGUUGUCCUUGUUCUGGUGCUGUGUGUGUGCAGAGGAGCUGCAGGCGUGCAGGUUAAGGUUGGAGACAGGAGCUUCCCGCUGGAGGCAGCGAAGCAGCUGAAGGAGCUGAUGGAUUUAGACGACGACAUUAGCCCUAACCUGUCGGAGACGAGCGUUGUGGCCGUUUGCGCCAACCCUCUCCUGCCGCAGAUCUUUCGGCCUGUGUGUCAAGGGAAGGGAGCAGGCAUCACUUUCUCCAGGCUUGUGUAUAUCAUCACGCCUUCGGAUCCUUGUGAAAUAUGCGCCAACCCCUCCUGUUACGGGUGUUUGAACUGA
Messenger RNA from Chelmon rostratus (copperband butterflyfish), 330 nucleotides. Its product is annotated as guanylin-like. Lineage: Eukaryota; Metazoa; Chordata; Actinopteri; Chaetodontiformes; Chaetodontidae. The coding region runs from base 1 to 330 and encodes 109 amino acids. The record is from RefSeq and is a predicted model, not a curated record. Gene Ontology annotation, molecular function: guanylate cyclase activator activity. The transcript has 3 exons. Gene Ontology annotation, cellular component: extracellular region.